UAUAAUUGACUAGUAAAGUGUAGAUUGAUCAAACGGUGGAGAGAGAGAGGAGGAGGUGCACGUGAGAGUGAGGAAAACAAAGCAAAACACAGAGCGAAGAGAGAGAGAGAAAGUGGCUGGACCUGGACACUGGACCCUCCGAGAAAAACUCACUGGAAGUGACUUUUGUUUGCUACUCCCGAGGUCUCUGUCUCUCAAUAGUGAGUGGUAGUGGACACACAAAACACCCAACACUGUGCGCACCAACCUCCACUGUCUAAGGAGAUCACGCACACACACAACAACAACACUUCCAGCUUCAAACUCUAAGACCCCUUUUAUUAUUAUCAGCUCCUCUCUCUUUUUUCUUUGAAAGUUACUUCUCAAAACACAAAAAGCAACUGAAUUUUAAAAAACAACACUUUUGCUUUUGCUUUUGCUUCGGAGAUUUUGAAGUUAGUUACUUAGUUGAGUUUAUAUGUAAAUGUGAAAAGACUUUUCAGAAUGGAUCCGCCGGCGAUGAUGAACGAAGGGUCGUCGUAUAACUUGGCGGAGAUCUGGCAGCUUCCACCGAUGAAUGGCGGCGUUGGAGGAAUGGUGAUGGGGCUGAGGAGGCCUCAGUUCGGCGAUGUAAACGGUGCGACGAAUCGGGAAGUUUCGGGUAACGAUCCGAUGAGUUUGGACCAGCGAGGUGGCAAUGGCGGUGGGUCGAGGAAGCGGCGUGAUUUGGAGGACGAUUCUUCCAACUCCAAUGGCGCGAAUGAUUGUGAGGGAAAGCGGCUGAAAACGUCAGGAAGUGGAGACGAGAAUCUUGAUUCAAAAGCUGAGGCAGAACCCAGUUCAGGCAAGCAUGUGGAACAGAAUACUCAGACCCCGCCGGAGCAGCCUAAGCAAGACUACAUCCAUGUACGAGCAAGAAGGGGUCAAGCUACUGAUAGCCACAGUUUAGCAGAAAGAGCUAGACGAGAAAAGAUAAGUGAGAGGAUGAAAACUCUCCAGGAUCUAGUCCCGGGUUGUAAUAAGGUUAUUGGAAAAGCACUGGUCCUUGAUGAGAUAAUAAAUUACAUCCAAUCACUACAGCAUCAGGUUGAGUUCUUGUCAAUGAAGCUAGAAGCAGUUAAUACAAGAAUGACCCCUGGACUUGAAGUGUUUCCUUCUAAAGAUUUUGGUCAACAGACAUUUGAUACUUCUGGCAUGGCAUUUGGUUCACAAGCCCCAAGGGAGUACACCCGCAGUUCAUCACCAGAGUGGUUGCACAUGCAGGUUGGUGGUGGUUUUGAAAGAACAACGUAGUCUAUGAAGUCCUCAUUCAGACCAAAAGAAAAGGGAAACCAAAAACAACAAAAAGUCCUUGUUGAUUGGUAAUAAAAGCAUUAAGAGGCAAUGCUUACUCCUUCAGUAGUUGUCAAAGAAUACAACCCGUAUACCACAAUAUGUUAAAUCAAAAAGAGACACAUCAGGCAUGGAGCUCUGGUUGCUUUCUGUAAGACUGCUUUAAGUUACCAUCUGAACAAACUCCGUUUGUUUGUGUGUUGGAAUAUCAAUUCUUUUCCUUCAUAUAUCUUUUAGCAGGCUUCACCAUUGUCUCUGUACUAAUACCCAAACAUAACCUCUUAGAACGAGUAUUGUUCUUGUUAAAGAAUGUUGCUUGUUCAGAA
Molecule: messenger RNA, 1637 nt
Organism: Quercus lobata
Lineage: Eukaryota; Viridiplantae; Streptophyta; Magnoliopsida; Fagales; Fagaceae
Gene: BPEP
Product: transcription factor BIG PETAL P (BPE)
Exons: 6
Coding region: 484-1272 (262 amino acids)
Biological process (GO): regulation of DNA-templated transcription
Cellular component (GO): nucleus
Molecular function (GO): DNA-binding transcription factor activity; protein dimerization activity
Source: RefSeq, a predicted model, not a curated record